UUGACUACUUGUGAAAUUUCUAGUAGCUACACAAUUGAUUUUGUAACAUUGUGUAGUUAACUUCUAUAUUUUAGAAAUAAUUUUCUAGAGCAUAUAACAAGUAGUUUAAAGCAAGAACAUAAUUUUGGUUCAACAUUAUCAUUAAUAAUAAUGAGAAAGAAGUAUAAAAAAUGUCUAAUUAGCGACUUGUCAGUCAAUCAUAUGUUUAGUAAUUAGUGAUGUCAGUGUUUGUUUACUAAUGACAGUAUUGAUAAACAUCUCAUAAUGAAUAUUUCUGAAAAUAUUGGAGAAUCUUCAUGUAAACGACAAGAAAAUGGCGACGCUUCUCAAGAACCAGACCGCCCACUAAAGAAAGCACGCUUUGCUUGGGAAGUAAAGGGGAAAUAUCAUUUGAGAAAUGAUAUAACUGAUGGAAAAUCAAACCAGAUAGGAGAAACAGAUACAGCCGGUUCCUCGAAGCAAGAAUCAAAAUUAGUUGGCAGUACAGAACAAAACCUUGAGAUAUUAGGGGACUAUUUAUUGAAACAGGAUUUCAAUUCCCUUGACUCUAUAAGUGACAAUAAUGCGUCGUUAUUACCUAGCUCAAGUUCAACACAAAAACUUUCGUACCCGCAAUAUAUAAGUACUUUUGAGAGCAGCAGGGACACAAGUGAAAGUAGUGGAAAUACCAACGGCGACAAAUCCAUACCUAAUUCUAUGGUGUACUCAAGUAAAGAAGUUGAAGACCAAUGUAUAGCUCGGUGGCAAGCAAGACAGAUGGCUAAAUGUUUUGUUGACAAUACAAUCAAUCGGGUCCUUGAUAGCUGGAUGAUUGCACCAUUGCCCGCUGAUAUGGACAAUAACAGAGUUCUAGCUUUAGAUGCAGCGGAGUUUAUAAACAACCUGCCUGGUGACAAUAGUAUUGAGAACGAGGCUAUAUUGAUGGCGAUAUCUGCUCAUGGCUUACAGAAUAACUCUGGAUCCAGUAACGACAACAGUGGUACAGAUCAGUGUGAUUCAAGCAAACAUAUAUAUAUGUCGGCAGCAAGCAGUCCAAUCCCUUCAGAUGAUGAAAGUCCAGAUAUAAACUUAGAAAAUAAACUUCAAACUGAGUGUUCCACAAACAAUCUUGAUAUGUCAUGGACAUAUGCCGACGACAUAGAACAUAACUCAAAUAGUAAUUCACCAUUAAAAUUUUACCCCGAAACUUCCAGUUCGUCAUAUCAGUUUUUUAGUGAAACUGACAAUUUAAAUAAUAGCAACAUUGAAUAUGAGGCUGAAGACAAUGAAACACAUGAUAAUAAUAUAGCCAAUAAUCAUUAUGAUUUUUUAGACGCGGCCGUUUCCUUUGCAAUACAAUACAAAGGUCUCACUUCUUAUGGGACAGACUAUGGUUAAUUUUUAAUACGCACCCAUUUCUAUGGUUCGAGUUGAUUUUGAUGAUUUAAGUGGUGCAGACAAAUGUUACAAGUAUUCAUAUAGGUUUUACUGCCAUAAUUUGUUACCAUUACUGGUCUAAUUAAUAUGAAUGUCCAAAAUAUUUACAUUUUUUUUUUACAAUUACAUAACAGUAGUGUUUCAUAAGGACAAUAAAUAAACGUAAACUAUCUAUAUUUUCGCACCUCUAUAUGACGUUUGAGUUUAUUUUGUUGCUUAUGCAUGUGAAAAAUAAUCAUUGUACUGAUUGUGGACUACGAAAUCUCUAUAAAACAAAGAAUAUCACUUUUAGGGGUGCUCCUGGUAUUAAAAUAUAUAUAUUUUUUAUUAACAAACAUACAAUAGUUUAUGAUGAACCAUUCUGCAACUUUCUUAUUUUGAUUAAAUAUAUAUAAAAAUAAAUAAUAAAAAAAUUACUCAAAAUAAGUAAAUGUGACAUCUCAAUAAUUUAAGACAAUUUUGUAUGUUUAAAUCAUGUUGUUUUUAGUAACAAAUGUAAUAUUUAAAAGAUGUUGGUGUGAUAUUAUUUUAUAUUAUUAUUGUCGGAUAAGAAGUACAAAAUGUAAUUAUAAAUCCAUAUCAUGUCCGGGGACAUACAUUUUUAUUAUUUAAUUUACAAUUUUAAUACACAAACUUAAUGCAUAUUAAAUAUAUAUUCAGUUUCUAGUUUGUACUCUUUAUAUGUUAUUAUAUAAAUAAAGUGCAAUGUAUAGUAUGAAUGUAUUAUAAAAAACUUGCUUGAUAUAGUUAUAGUUGUACACUGUAAGGACAAUUUAAAUAAAUCCUCUAUAUAUCCCUCUA
Danaus plexippus (monarch butterfly) is the source of this 2217-nucleotide messenger RNA. Its product is annotated as general transcriptional corepressor trfA-like. The record is from RefSeq and is a predicted model, not a curated record. Bases 265 to 1377 code for a protein of 370 amino acids. The transcript is spliced from 2 exons. Lineage: Eukaryota; Metazoa; Arthropoda; Insecta; Lepidoptera; Nymphalidae.